This is a messenger RNA of Guillardia theta CCMP2712, 1527 nucleotides long. RefSeq lists its product as hypothetical. NCBI's taxonomy places the organism in Eukaryota, Cryptophyceae, Pyrenomonadales, Geminigeraceae. The record is from RefSeq and is a predicted model, not a curated record. The transcript is spliced from 10 exons. The coding region runs from base 1 to 1527 and encodes 508 amino acids.
AUGGAUGCCCUUGAGAACAACAACAUGGAUCAUGACAAGGCUUUCUCCGAGUUGGAGGAGGAGUUGACCAGAUGCACUUGGACCACUACCACUCGCAGCAAGAAGAAGUCUGACAAGUCUCCGAGCAAGGAUGAGAAAUCACCAAAGGGCCGAGGGCAAAGGAACAAGGAUGACAAGCAUGGUGACAAGAAGAGAAACUUUGCUAAGGACAAGUCGAAGUCUCCUUCCGGGCAGGACAGGAAUGCACAUUCUGACCGAUCGAGCACAUUUGCCCAGUCACCUGAUAGUGGUUACCGCUCAAAGAAAUCUCCUGGCCCAGAGCAAGUGCGCUCUCAAGAACUUGAAGCCUCCAGCCAAGGAGGCAUGGCUUCCACGCCGUCUCCCGUUCGCUCGGCAGAAACGAACAAUGCCAGCCCACCAUUGCCUUCACGCACUACUCCAGCUUGGAGUAAUGCUGCUGAGAGCAAAUCUUUGUUUGCACCAAAGCCGAUUUCUCCAGCAUCAACGAGUCAAAAGAGCGAAAACGGCAAGAACGAUGCAGAUGGUUCUGCAAAUGCGGCAUCCAUGGAUACUUUGGACCCGGCAAGCGCCAACUCAGAUCAACGAGCUCUUGAACCUCAACAGUCGGCGAAAUCAUCGCAGAACACCCAAAGCGAGAAUCUGCUUGAAGUCGAAGUCAACCGCAAAGAAGAGAACCAAAAUGCCAACAUUUUGCCUAACACGUCUUCGAGUUUUGCGGAGGAACACACUCUUGGCAAGAACGAUACAAAUCCUGCACAGAUCAAUCCUGCGCAUCAAGACCUCAAUCAGAAUAUUGCGCACGACCAGUUUCAAAAGAUGUAUCCCAUGGGAAUGAUGUCGUCGGCGAUGGGUGUUCAAAGUUCUGCAAAUAUUCCUGCCGACAGCGGGGUACCGAUGUAUGGCAUGGGAGCGAGUGGAAUGUUUUCAAACCAGAGCAGGCUGCCUCAGGUCAAUGGGCAGUCUCGCAUGGAUUCAUAUGGGGUCAACAGGGAUGGUCAGAGCCAGAUGUCGAUGAAACAGAACGCGGGGGCUGCAAGUGUACAGCAGCAAAUGAUGCAACAGGCUACCAUGAUGAAUUGGCAAGCGAACAUGAUGAACUGGAACAUGGCUCCAACACAGAUGACUCCCAUGUUUCCCGUCCAAUUCACCAAUUAUGGUGCGGUGCACGGUCAGAUGUAUGGAGGACAACCAUAUCCGCAACAAAAUGCCUUCAGUGGUCAGAAGGGAUAUUCCAACCUCAAUAAGAAGCAAACAUUCACUGGAAAUAUGCCCAACGCGCCCCAUAUGAUGCACCCAGACAUGAACAAUUAUCGCGAUAUGAUGAAGAUGGCUUCUGCUGCCGGUGCUUAUCAGAAUGGGUCUGGUGCCUUCAGUUAUAUGCCAGCAAAUGCAUCCAUGUACGGCAUGGAUCUGAUGGGAGCGUAUGGCAUGCAAGGCUUUUCCAACGUGAAUGGCAUGAACGGAAUGCAUGAUUCCAUGAUGCAACCUGCUGUUGACGUGAAGUAA